UCUCCACUCAAUCAAAUAAUACAGUAAAUUACUACAAAGUGGUGAUGGCUAAUCAUUACGAGGUGCCUAAUUGGGCAGGCAAACCACCAGUUGGAUUACAUUUAGAUGUAUUGAAAAAUGACAAAUUGAUCCAGAAAUUAAUGGUUGAUGAGAAAAAGUGCUAUUUGUUUGGCCGUAACCAACAGUUAAAUGAUUUUUGUAUAGAUCAUGCAUCCUGUUCUCGUGUCCAUGCAGCUCUUGUGUAUCAUAAACAUCUGAAUCGUGUGUUUCUUGUCGAUUUGGGUAGCACACAUGGAACUUUUAUUGGUAAUCUAAGAUUAGAAGCACACAAACCCACACAAUUACCAAUUGACAGUACAUUUCAUUUUGGAGCUUCCACCCGAUAUUAUAUUAUCAGAGAAAGGCCUCAAACAGGCACAAGACCUAUCAUAGAGGAAUUAGAAAAGUUGUCGGACGACAUAGACGCCGGUGGCUUACUGGGUUUACCUGAAACAGAAACAGAACUCGAUAAUUUGACAGAAUUUAACACUGCACAUAAUAGACGCAUAUCAAUGUUGGGUAUAACAGACGACGACAUUCAUAAACCGACAAGAAAACGGAAAAAAAAGGGAAUUACUUUUAACGACGACGAAGAAGUAAUAAAUCCCGAAGACGUUGACCCGUCCGUCGGAAGAUUUCGAAAUCUUGUCCAAACAACCGUCGUGCCCAGUAAAAGAAUGCGUAUGGAAGGAGGAUUAAUCUCUUUAUCGGAAGAUCACAAUCCAUUAAAGCAUCUUCAACCUACGUCGACUGCGCCCCAGCUUUAUCACGACUUGCCACCGGAACAGUUCACUCCUUCGUCGUUAUGCCUUAAUCCAUUUUCAAGUGCUUUGUCAUCGUUAACGUCUCGACUUGGUAUUACCUUACCAAAUCCGGCGCCCGAGGUAGAGAUGACGCCAAAUCAAAUACAAACAGAAACACCGCACGUACCGGAAAUAUCGGGACCUACCGAAACACGAACUAUGGAACCAAAAAAGAAAAAGUAUGCCAAAGAGGCAUGGCCAGGGAAAAAGCCCAUACCAACGCUUCUGGUGUAA
This is a messenger RNA of Dufourea novaeangliae, 1076 nucleotides long. RefSeq names its product nuclear inhibitor of protein phosphatase 1 (gene NiPp1). NCBI's taxonomy places the organism in Eukaryota, Metazoa, Arthropoda, Insecta, Hymenoptera, Halictidae. The transcript is spliced from 6 exons. Bases 45 to 1076 code for a protein of 343 amino acids. Gene Ontology annotation, molecular function: mRNA binding; protein serine/threonine phosphatase inhibitor activity; protein binding. Gene Ontology annotation, cellular component: nuclear speck. The record is from RefSeq and is a predicted model, not a curated record.